This is a messenger RNA of Numida meleagris (helmeted guineafowl), 1459 nucleotides long. Its product is annotated as tRNA selenocysteine 1-associated protein 1-like. NCBI's taxonomy places the organism in Eukaryota, Metazoa, Chordata, Aves, Galliformes, Numididae. Gene Ontology annotation, molecular function: RNA binding. The transcript has 10 exons. The record is from RefSeq and is a predicted model, not a curated record. Bases 432 to 1115 code for a protein of 227 amino acids.
CGGCCGACAGGGCGAGGGGCGGCGCGGGCUGCGGAGUCAGGCGCUGCGCGGGGCAGCCCGGGCGAGGGUCCUCGCGGGGCGGAAGCGGGGUGCGCGCGACUCCCGAUGGCGGCGCGGACGGCGAGAGGCUGAGAAGAAGCACCACUGAGGAUCUGAUGAGAAAGGAGUACAAGAGCAGUUCUGCAUGAGUCUGUGAUAACUGAUCACAGAACUAUUGUGUUGUUUGCACUCUCAUAUCUUUUUUUGGUAGAAAAGUGUGUUGUAGUGUUCGGCAUCUCCUGGUAAAUCUGCACAAGUGAAGAGUGCUGAAGGAUUGCUGAACUUCUGCAUCUGUGUCCCUUGAAGAAGGCAGAAGACAGAUUUCUUUCAACCAUGGCGAGCCAGGCAUUUUCCCCAGAGGCUGCUUUCCCUCAUGGGAGGCGGAGGGAGAAAUGGGACCCCAGGCUUCUUUCAAGGGCAAGGAUUUACUUGGGAAAAAGCGAGAAUGUCUCCAGGCCUACAGCUGGUGGAGGACACCACAGAAGAAACGGAAGAAAAAGAACAAAAUAAAACCAGGAAGAAUAGAGUUUGUUAGUGCUACUACUACGACUAGUAGUACAGUCAGACCUGAUUAUUCAAUAUUUGUUGGGGAGCUUACUCCGGAAGUGGAUGAUUUCCAGCUCUAUGACUAUUUCCUAAAGAGGUAUCCCUCAUGUCUUGACUGCAAAAUAGCAACAGACCUGCUGGGAUAUUCCAGACUGAAAGCAGAGUUCCAGCGGUACCAGUCAUACAACUACAAUGAUUAUUACCAAGAUUAUCAGAACUACUACUCACAGUGGAGUUAUGAUGCAUAUGCUGAGUACAACUACAACUCCUAUGCUGCCUAUGAUAGCAUGCAAGCCGUUGGAGACUGCUCUUUAGGAGACGCUGUCAUGGCUCCAGCUGUUUUUGAGGAAUCUUCAGCUAUGGUUGAAAUCAGUGAUGACCUGCUUACUGAAGAUCCACAAUUGUAUUUGGAUGUUGAUGAAAUGAACAGACAAUUUAUGGAGACAAGUGAAGAACUCUAUGAUUCGCUCAUGAAUUGUCACUGGCAACCUCUGGAUACGGUCACUUCUGAAAUCCCCUCUGCUAUUUAAGUGUCUUAUAUAGCAUGACCGUUAUGACCAAGGGAUGCUCUGGACCAACCGCUUCUUUCUAGCGCUACCUCAAAGUAACGUGCAGAUAUAACUCACAGGGAAGAUUGAUCAAAUGGUGAUGAUCACUAUCAUUCUGCCGGAUGCAUAUAUAUAAUUGCCUUUUUGUUUUGGCUCACUUUUAGCAACAAUUAACUUAAGUGACACAUGUUAAUGGACACUGACUACAUCUGCAAAUAUUUUUGAGUCAUGAGUGUCAUUAAAGGCCUGUCACCACUUAGAAAUUGUUCUAAAUAAGUAAAAUUGAAGCAAAAUAAAUAAAGCAGCAUUUGAAUUUACAGAGAAAA